AUGGGAGGAAGUUAACCUAAACCAGCACCAGUCAAGCAACCCACAAUGGAUGAAAUUCUUAUUGAUAUGAGAAUGGCUGCUAAAAGAUUCGAAAAUGAUGCUAGAAGAGCUGAAAAGGAAAAAGCAAAAUAAUUUGAAAAAGCCUAACAAGCACUUAAAAAGAAUAAUGAGGAGGGUGCCAAGAUGUACUUAUAAAAUAUGAUGCAAAAAGACAAAGAAAUGAAAAUGAUGUAAAGAAUGGCAAACAAACUUGAUUCGUUAUAAAUUACUAUUAAAAGUAACACCAGCAGUACUGUAAUGAUGUAAUAAAUUAACAAAAUUGCUCCUAUUCUUUAUAACUAAUCUCAACAAAUCCCUACCGAGUAGAUCUAUUCUGAUAUGGACAGAUUUGAAAAAUCUAUGGAUGAAAUAAUGGUUACUGGUAAGGUUAUGGAUGAAGUUUUAAAUAACCAAUAUGGAAACGAUGUUCAAGCUAAUCAAAACGUAGAUGCUAUGCUCAACUAAUUGAAGUUAGAGAAUCUCAAUAGUAUUUAGAAUAACUUAAAUGGAGAUAAUAUGCAAAUGUUCAAAGACUUAAAAUAAAAUGAAUUUUAAGCUCAAAAUAACAAUAAUUAAGUAAUCAACAAUCAAAACAAGUGA
Tetrahymena thermophila SB210 is the source of this 639-nucleotide messenger RNA. RefSeq names its product SNF7 family protein. Gene Ontology annotation, cellular component: ESCRT III complex; multivesicular body. NCBI's taxonomy places the organism in Eukaryota, Ciliophora, Oligohymenophorea, Hymenostomatida, Tetrahymenidae. Gene Ontology annotation, biological process: late endosome to vacuole transport; endosome transport via multivesicular body sorting pathway; protein transport. The transcript has a single exon. The record is from RefSeq and is a predicted model, not a curated record.